Platichthys flesus (European flounder) is the source of this 468-nucleotide messenger RNA. RefSeq names its product serine palmitoyltransferase, small subunit B (gene sptssb). NCBI's taxonomy places the organism in Eukaryota, Metazoa, Chordata, Actinopteri, Pleuronectiformes, Pleuronectidae. Gene Ontology annotation, molecular function: serine C-palmitoyltransferase activity. Gene Ontology annotation, biological process: ceramide biosynthetic process; endoplasmic reticulum organization. The coding region runs from base 1 to 243 and encodes 80 amino acids. Gene Ontology annotation, cellular component: serine palmitoyltransferase complex. The record is from RefSeq and is a predicted model, not a curated record. The transcript has a single exon.
AUGAUCUUCAAGAACCUGAGGGAGUACCUGGCCUGGCUGUACUACCAGUACCUGCUCAUCACCGGCAUCUAUGUCCUGGAGCCGUGGGAAAAGUCCAUUUUCAACUCCAUCCUCUUCUCCGUCAUCGCCAUGGUCAUCUACACCUCGUACGUCUUUGUGCCCAUCCACAUGCACCUGGCACUGGAGUUCUUCUCCGGGGUCUUCGGUGGCCAGACCAAGAGCACCAUGACGCUCAUGAACUGAAAGAGGGAGAGGAAUAUGGCGGGAGGAGAAAAGAGGCAGCGACUGGGUGGAUUAGCACGAGACCCCGAAUCUUUUUCCUGUAACUGGGCAACUUGAGCCCCUCCUCACAUCUCCACCUUCAUCCAGAAACAGCAGCGCUCCGUCACCUCAGCUCAUCGAAUCUGAAAAUAUACGAAGAUCUUUUGGGAAUUAUCUGGAAAGCAGAGCCUUACCAUCUUCUUUACA